GGCGAGCUAGCCUCAUUUUGUUUGACAAUACUUCGAAAUUCAACAAGAAGUGCUGUCACCCAACAUCGCUUAGAACACCUUUAUGUAACGUUUCAUUUAGGGUUGAUUUAUACAUGUUUGCCAAAAGUCAAAUAUAUUUUUCUAGAUUUUGUAAACUAAAGUUGAAUAAGCAGAGAGUUUUAAUCGAGUCAGUAACUGUCUUCUCUUUACUGUUACUGAUGAUACAAUGCAGUAUUUUAAUAAAUAUGUUUUAAAACUGCAUUCAUUUUAUGUUUUUGGUACUGAAAAUAAGUUUCUACAUAGACUUUCUGGCACAGACAUAGUAUAAAUGUGAACCCUUUUUGUAAAAUAGAUAAUGUUCUGUCAGAUAGAAACUAAUAAGUGUUGGUUCUUGGGCCUCUUCUAAAGGUUCAGAAAGUCAAGGAAAUCAAAAGCUGAAAGAGAGAUGGUGAUAUGCUCCUCUUACAAACAUUCAGCAACUUGCAAAAGAGAGACUUUGAGGAAGUAACACGUCUCUCAUUACAGGAAGUAGAUUCUUUAUUUUUAACAUGCAUCAGUUCAGUGUCUCUGACAGUUGACAGCUGAGAAAGGGACAGAAAGAGAGAGAAGCACGAUGGCUGAAUUCAAAUGGAUUAAAAUGUCUUUAUUUGGGAUGCUGCUUCAGUUUACAGCAGUUACUGGACAACACCUCUCCACUGUCAGAGAUGGCGAUGAUGUCACUUUGACUUGUGAAAAUGUGGUAGAUGGUCAGGUUAACUGUGACUGGACUACCUGGGUCUUCAGAGGUUCAAGAAGUGAGGACGUAGAUCUGGUUACUCGUGGGAAGAUUGUUGAAAGAGACAAAGCUAAAUCAGCCAGACUGAGUGUUAGAGAGACAUGCUCUUUGGUUAUAAAGAAGGUCACAGUUCAGGAUGUUGGUCUUUACUACUGUCGACAGCUCAAACCAGGACAAGAAGUUGCAGACACUCAGAUUGAACUAUCUGUUAUUAACAUGGAGGAAUAUGAAGAAGGUGGGCGGGUGGAGCUGUCCUGCUCUGUGUCGACACGUGAAGUGUGUAGACACACAGUGAAGUGGCUGUAUGAGGGGAAAGAUGCAGAUGGAGAUAUAAGAUACACGGAUAUGCAGACUCCACAGUCUAAGUGCUCAGUUACUGGGACUUUUUUUAUUUCUAAUCUCAAGCAGAAGUAUCAAGAGUUAUUCAAGUGUGAACUGACAGAUGGUUACACUGGAAAAGUGCAGCUGUUUCCCUUCAUCCCUCAGUCCUCAGGUAAGAAACCAGGGGAGGAUGCAACAACACCAACCACGAUCAGAAUCCCCUCAACAACACCUGCUGUCAGUGUUACUUCAUCACCACCACAAGAUUGGUGGCCGUACCUCAUUGCGGUCAUAGGUUUACUGGCUUUCGUAAUCAUCGCUGUGGCUGUCAUCAGAUGGAAGAUGACUAAAGGGGAGAAACGACAGACGGAUGACAAUGCGGGACAGAGCUUAAACUUGGCGGUGACUCAGCCCGGUCCAGAAACCAGUCAGGACACGGCUGAUCCUGAAGAUGGUGUUUCCUACGCCUCCAUCAGCUACACCAAGAAGACCAAGAGCAAAGCCCAGGUACGGGUUAGAAAUGAUGAUGAUGAUGAGGAUGAUGAAGGUGAUUCAGUGACCUACAGCUCUGUGAAAGCUUCCUCCUCUCCUGCCGGAGCCUCUGCUGAUCCCAGCGACCUCUACACCGCCGUUAACAGAGCAAACACAUAAGAGACCACAGCACCCGAGAGACAUUUUAUAGCUUUGGAUAUUCACUGGUGUGUUGGAGUAAAUAUUGGAAUCUUCACCUGUCAGCUUAACUCAUAAUGAACAGAUCUCUAAAACCUUCACCAACCAGGGAAAUCCUCAAAGAUCAGCAAUCUCCAAAGUUCAUUUUCAUAAACCGAUUUCUUUUCAGUAACAAUCCUUUAAGCUGGAAGCUCUGACUGUUGACCACGAUUAGAACUAAACUGUGAUAGUUCUAACUGCUGAACAUGAUUCUGUUGUCCUCUGUUCUCUGUUGUGUUGUUGUUUUUAAAUCAUGCUUUGUAUUUUCUGUGAAAAUAUUUUGUUAACAGAAGGUAAUGCUUACACCAGAGGCCUGUACUACGAAGCAGGAUUUAGCGUUACUUUAUUUAGCGAGCUAACUUCAGGUUCAACCGAGGGUUUUCUGUAUCACGAAGGUGGAUCAGUUGUUAUCGGGUUCA
This is a messenger RNA of Perca flavescens (yellow perch), 2223 nucleotides long. RefSeq lists its product as uncharacterized. The record is from RefSeq and is a predicted model, not a curated record. The transcript has 9 exons. Lineage: Eukaryota; Metazoa; Chordata; Actinopteri; Perciformes; Percidae. Bases 614 to 1747 code for a protein of 377 amino acids.